CGGUACCUGGUGCGGUGGAAAAACGCCCUAGGCUCUGCCCUCUGAGCCACACACUGCCUCCUAAAGGAGGAAUGAAAGGACACACCUAACCCAUAGAAAGGUUUAUUUGUACUAUUCUCUACAUUUUAGAACAGGGGUCGGGAACCUAUGGCUCGCGAGCCAAAUGUGGCUAUUUUGAUGGCUGCAUCUGGCUCGCAGACAAAUUUCAAGUUUUCAAUCCAUUCAUUUCCUACCGCUAAUGUUCAUGGUUGCGGGUGGCUGGAGCCAAUCACAACUGUCCUCCGGGACAACACCAAAUUUUUAUUGGAUAAGGCGUAACGUACACCGGUCGUUGUGAGGUCAGGAAGGUAACUUCCCUCCUUUUAAUCAAGUAGUCAGCUAGCUAAUUGCAGAAACCCUUUUAUCGAAGAUGGCUAAAAGAAAAAAAGAUGAGGAGUAUCGUGCUUUUCAGCAGGAAUGGAAAGAGGAAUUCGCCUUUGUGGAGAGAGCAGGUUCUGCAGCGUAAUAUUAAGACCUACCUACGAUCACGUUCAACGGAUGGAAGUCUCAACGCCUGCAUGAAGCUUAACCUCACCACGUAUCAACAAGACUACAAAGCCAUCAGCAAAACCAUGCAGCACCAGAAGUCGCAUUAAUGACAGGGCUGUAGUGACCCUGGAGCCUUUCCCAGAAAACACAGUGCAGGCACCAAAAGGUACAGUCACACGAAGUAAUGGGUGACCUUUAAAGCUCGCACCAGCAACGUGGGCUGCGGGUGCUCUGGUGAGGGCCAUGAAAGCUCAAGGCAGCACAUGUCAGCCAUCGGAAAGGCCUGCCAUCGGAGAGGUCUGCCGUCUGAAAGGCCUGCCGUCGGAGAGGUCUGCCGUCUGAAAGGCCUGCCGUCGGAGAGGUCUGCCGUCUGAAAGGCCUGCCGUCGGAGAGGUCUGCUGUCGGAAAGGCCUGCCGUCGGAGAGGUCUGCCAUCAGAAAGGCUUCAGGGUCUGCUCCCCUUGCAUUCGCACAUUGACCGGACAGGCACCUCUCUUUGAAAGUCAGCCAAGAAUCCAGGAAUUCACAGCUGAUGUCCACAUGCGCCCCAGGAUGAAGCUCAUCUUUAGGCAGGAUGGGUGACAGACCCAGACAGCACUUACAGUCAAGGAAAAGACUCUUCAAAACUUCAAAAAACAGGACAUUGUGGGUAAUAUAUAAACCAAUUUUAUAUUAGAUUCUUAAGGUCAAAACUGAUUCAACUGUGCGUAACAGGAAGUAGCAGAUAUGAAGCUUAUUAGCUAAAUCUGCUGCUGUCUGGAAUAAAAGAGACAUUGUCUCAGUAGAUACAUGAGUUUCUUUAUCUAUAGAUACCUGACUGGACGGAUUGCGACUCAUGUGUCCCCUUCACUCUGUCCCAUCCUCCAGAAUGACAACAUGGACAUUAUCCAGUGUGGCCAUUUGCUAUCAGAGCCUCUGACUGAUUGUUCCCUGGCAUCCUGGAAGCAGUGAUAAUACAAAGAGUUUGAGGACAAUCUUCUAGACUGAUUUGAGUCAGCCGGUAUCCCGGGCAGUCAAAGAACGAAGAGGAGAGAGACUGUGAUUGUGUUUUGCCUUAGAUCCACCAUGGAAGAGGAUGUCCUGAUGAAGGAAAGGCUCCAAGCCAUCACUGAUAAGAAAAGGGUUCAAGAAGAUAUCGUGAGGAGAAGACUGGAAAUUGACAAAGAGAAGUUAACGCUUCAGUACCUGAAGAAGAAAGCAGUGCGGGAGCAGUGGCUUAUGGAAGGACAGGGCGCCCCCUGUGGGCCAGGGCAGGAAGGCAGCGGGCAGCAGAUACAGGAGCAGCAGGAGCAAAUCAGGACCCAUCAGAGCAUCAUCUACAGAAUGGAGAAAGAAGUGGAGGCUUUGGAGAGACAGGAAAUGAUGAUUUCCGCCAAUGAGGAUUUUAUCCUGAGAAGGCUGAAGACAGUGGAAAAGUCUGCACAAGACGUUAUAAAGGCAGUCAAGUCUCGAAUACAAGAAGAGACUUCUGAGCAUGUUCCCUCCACAAAUGCAUCCACAUCCUACAGAUCUCCACGCCUGCAGAAACACAAUCCAGGGUCAAACGUGGACCAACCGACAAGAGCUCUGUAUGCCUUGGAAAUAAAUGUUCAGAAGGAUAAGAGGACCGGAGAGAGCGUGGUCCUAUCAAAAGCAAGCAUCCCACCACAGCGAGCUCAGCACAAUGGCGUGAAAGUCUAUGAUGACGGGAGAAGGUCGGUUUAUGCCGUGUAUCCAGAAGAGCAGGACUUCAAUAAGCUCAGUCCUGAUGAGGUGGAGCAGCUCCUGAGGACGGCCCCUAAGCAACCGUUCAGAAAUGUCCCACAAUGCCAUGGGUCGGGGACCCCAAGGUUAAGUGCCACGCAACCAAACCCUAGAAGACCAGUGGCAGACCAAGUGACAGCAAAGUCCAAUGGAGUUCAGGGGUCAAGUCCAACAAUCCCCAAGAUCACGUGCAAUGAGCAGUUUUGGGAACAUGGGUGUUCCAUGGUGCCAUCUUACAUUCCAGUUUCCUGUAGUGACGAACAAGGUGGACACUAUGGCCAGAACAUUAGGCACAGCCAAAGGUGUUCCACAAAGUCAGGAGACAAUGAAGCAAUACAAAGACCUCAUAACUCUAAGCAUGAUUCUGGGGACACCCCUACAGGGACUCCCAAGGAGCCCCCUAGGGAUUCCUCAAAUCAUAGGAAUCCACCUCUUUCAAACUCCCAGAAUUCCAGAGGCGACGAGCUGAACACCAUGUCGGACGAUCUCGACUCUUUAAAGCCAGUCACAAUGAUCUUCAUGGGUUACCAAAGCAUCUCGGACGACGUGCACGUUCCGGGCCACGAUGGAGCAAUCCGGGCUGAGCUGGUGAUCAUCGCCAGCGACGACGAUGAUGAAGGCCACCGUGGUGUGGUUUGCCACCCCAGCAGGAGCCCCGGGCCAAUACGGCACCUCCCCGCGGCCCAGGGCAGCGGCAGUGUGCCUGAACACAUUCAGGAAGCCAAGCUAAUUCCCCCCACAGCAAACAUGGCGACAGACGGGGAUGUCAUGACAGAUGCCUCCACCGCAGGUAGUAAAAAAAAUAAGAAGGAGAAAGCGCUGUGUUGCUCUCUGAUGUGACUCCACCACACUAACAUCCUCUUCUGAUCUGAUGCACUUUCAUGAUUGCUAACAUAGAUGUGCUUUUUACAAGACAUGUGAUGGACAUACUAUGACUCACCAGCUAAUCAGUUCUUCAGUCCCUGCCGGUUCUACAUGUUUCCCCUACAUAAGACGGUUCCUCAUUGACCCGAACGUAAUCCAUCCAAAAGAGCUGUUCAAUGAAUCACAUGUUGACAGUCAUUUUUCAUAUUAUUGAGCAGUACCAGGAUGUUUGUUUUUUCCGGCACCUUCCUUUGUGCAGCCGUAACAAUCUGUGACAGUCCAUCAAGGUUUUGGCCUGUAACAGGAACCAUCUGGCCAGAGACCACCUUCCAAUGGAUCUUUCCAACACCGCAUGAUGUGAUUGGUUAAACACAUCAUUGUCACACAGUCAAAGAGAGCCAUAGAAGAAUGCUUCGUGUGAUGGUGUUUUAUGGUUUUUAAUAAAUAUUGUAAGAGGAAAAUAAUAUAGCCUUAACUACAGUGGAUCUAUAUCGCAGUGAGUCAUCUCUGGUUCAACAGAGAUUGAUUCAACAGGGACCGUGACUUUUUUUAAAUGGUUGCAGUGUAUAGCACUUAAUAUCCUUCGCAACUAUAUCUAUUUAUAUAAUUAGUCAAUGAAAAGUCCAGUGCUAUUCAUGUGGAUCUUGUCCAAGAUUUCUUUUGGCAGUUUUUAUUAACCUAAUCCUGUGCCCCCCAUCCAGUUCACAGAUUUGCUCAUGUUUCCGCUAAUUCUAAAGCCCUUGAUUCACUGGCUCAGGCAUGCAGGUGGGAGCUGUGAAAGUGUGGACUGGAUGUCGGGACCGGAAGACUAAAUAGAAUCAGUUUUAAUGCUGUCGGGGAUUUAGCAGCAUUUUAUGUAGGUUAAAUCGAUGUUUGUUUUUCUGAUGUCACCGCCAUAUAAUAAUGAGAACAUAACUGCAGUUCUGUUAUACCUUAUUCAGUGGAAAAAAAGCACUGAAUGCUGACCAGCUGUGGUAAUGCCCGCGAACGCUCAAAGGACGUGGUAAUCCAAACUUUACUGCCACCUAGUGAUGAUUCACAGAUAUGCAACAAUGGCUGCAUAACCUGUUCUUGCUCUGCAUAGCCCUCAUAGGCCAGCCUGCUUUUACACUAAUCCCUUAACUAAUCGUUAUAUUAUUUACAUUAUACUUUUAUAAAUCGCUUUUGUGCUCUAAUAAUAUUUUCGUUAUGCAUUAUCCCUAAUAAUUUGCAUUCUUUAUAUUAUAUAAUUUUGACUUCUGUGGAUUAAAGUCAUUAGUUGUUUUUUUUAUCUUUCUUUUUUCUGCACUUUUCAUCGUAUUUUGAAUGACUGGGGUUGUUUUACAAUAAAUCUGUAAGACAUA
Molecule: messenger RNA, 4477 nt
Organism: Paramormyrops kingsleyae
Lineage: Eukaryota; Metazoa; Chordata; Actinopteri; Osteoglossiformes; Mormyridae
Source: RefSeq, a predicted model, not a curated record